Messenger RNA from Sarcophilus harrisii (Tasmanian devil), 1200 nucleotides. It is a transcript of the gene IFNG, whose product is annotated as interferon gamma. Gene Ontology annotation, cellular component: extracellular region. NCBI's taxonomy places the organism in Eukaryota, Metazoa, Chordata, Mammalia, Dasyuromorphia, Dasyuridae. Bases 124 to 627 code for a protein of 167 amino acids. Gene Ontology annotation, biological process: immune response. The record is from RefSeq and is a predicted model, not a curated record. Gene Ontology annotation, molecular function: type II interferon receptor binding. The transcript is spliced from 4 exons.
UCAACAGGUUUGUUAUUAGGAAAGAAGAGUUAAUUCAGCCAAGUGACUUGGAUUUGGACCUUCUAUAUACAAGGAAGCCCUCGAUUUCUACUCUUCCUGCCUGGUUACCUUCUUGCUGAAACAAUGAAUUAUUCAAGCUACCUCUUAGCAUCCUUUCUUUGUGUCAUUCUGAGUUCUUCUGGCUGUCUUUCUCAAGUUAACCUAAGAGAAGACAUGCAAACUCUUCACAACUACUUUAAUGCAACUAAAUCUGACGUAUCAGAUGGUAGUUCUCUUUUUAUGGACAUGAUGAAGACUUGGAAAGAGGGAAACUGUGACAAGAAAAUCUUAAUGAGCCAUGUUGUCGCAGUUUAUUUCAAAAUCUUCGAAAUCUUCAAAAACAACUCCAUUGUCAAAAGAAGUAUGGAGCAUAUCAGAGAGGAUAUGAUCAUGAAAUUAUUUCCUAACAACACUGCCAGCUCUGUGGAUGACUUUGAGGCACUCAUCAAUACCCAGGUGAAUGACCUCAAAGUCCAAAGGAAAGCUAUGUUUGAACUAGUCUAUGUUUUCCGUAACCUCUCACCGAAACCUCAUCUAACAGGGAGAAGAAGAAGACAGAACAAAAGCCAAGGAAAAAUCACACAGUAGCCAUUUUACCUACAAUUCUCAAGUUUUUUGCUAUUUAUUAAUAUUUAAUAAUUUAGAUUAUUUAUAUAAAAUAUAUAUUUGGAUACACUGACCAAUUAUUUAUGAUAACAACUGUUAUAUAAUUAAAAAACAAAUGUCUAUUACUAUAUAUAUUUAAUUCUUAUUUAUGAUUUUUAUGGCUCAUCUAUUCUGUAUCAAGCUAUGACAACAUCCCCUUGCCACUUCCCGUAAAUGGGCUUUUCUUGUGCAGAUUCCUGAAUUUCACUACUGCCUGGAAGAUAUCAUUGUCCAAAUAGCAGGGAAGACCUAGAUAUAUUUGUUUAACUUGUGAAGUUAUAUAAAUGAAAAAAAUCUUCAGUCUUAAGUCUGCAUUCUGAGCCAAUAGUUUUCUUCUAUUUGAUUUCUAUGUCAUUUAAUAUUUGGAUGUGUUACCCUUUCAAAAAUGUGGUAUUUGAGUUUGCAUGUCCCAACUACAGUUAUGGAAUACUACUUAAAACUGGAAAUUCACCCAAAUGGGAAAUAAUCCAUUGGUUUAUAUGAUCAAUAGUCAGUAUGGUUAAAUAAAAGUAUGAU